This is a messenger RNA of Peromyscus leucopus (white-footed mouse), 1047 nucleotides long. RefSeq names its product leukemia-associated protein 7 homolog. The coding region runs from base 159 to 788 and encodes 209 amino acids. The transcript is spliced from 2 exons. NCBI's taxonomy places the organism in Eukaryota, Metazoa, Chordata, Mammalia, Rodentia, Cricetidae. The record is from RefSeq and is a predicted model, not a curated record.
ACCUGCGGGCCGGGGGCGGGGCGGGCCACACACGCUGAGGGACGUGGAGGCCGGAGGAGAGCUAGGAGUAAGAAAAAUGUGACCCUGCGACCCCAAACGCCGCUAGGCUCCCUCUCCUGCGCUCCACCUGCUCGUCUUCACACAGCUGCCAGCCGGCCAUGGCCAGCCCUGCGCCCUUAGUGGCUUCCAUCAGCCACCAAAUGGUGGCUCUGCAGACCCUGCAGCUGCUACAGCAGGAGUGGGGAUGGGGCGACGGUCCUAGCGCCCCCGGAAGCCCGCGCGGUCAGGACCACGUGCCCGUCGCCCAAGCUCGUCGCUCAGGCCAGAUGCGGACCCGGCGGGGGCUGGGGCGCGGGGGCGCCGGAGCGCGGAGCUCCCCCGAAGCAGGCGGGCUGCGAGGCGCGGAGGGGGGCGCGGAGCUGCUGCCCUUCCCCCGGGACCGCGGGCCCUGCACCUUGGCGCGGAUGGCGAUGCGCAGUGCUCUGGCCCGCGUGGUGGACUCGACCUCGGAGCUGGUCAGCGUGGAGCAGACUCUGCUUUGGCCUCUCUCAGCAAGAGCGGCCCUUCCCAUCCACCUGAAGGACAGUGUUGAGUUUAGAAACAUCUGCAGUCACCUGGCUCUGCAGAUUGAAGGACAGCAGUUCGACAGAGACUUGAAUGCCGCCCACCAGUGCCUGAAGACCAUAGUCAAGAAGUUGAUCCAGUCACUUGCUAAUCUCCCAUCGGAUGCCCACGUGGUGGCCUGUGCUUCCUUGAGACAGAUCUUACAGAAUCUCCCAGAUGUAUGAGCAUGAGAGACAGCCAGACUGCAGCUGGCUCUGCUGAGAGAACCGGAUCCUUCGCCUUCCUAAACAACUAGCCGUGAUGGGUGUUCAUAUUCCCAAAAGGACUUGAUAGUUCACGUCUACGUCUGCCCAAGAGCGCCUGGAGCCUUCAGCAUUAUAGCAUGCGAGUGCACAUAUUUCUAAACUUGUAGUGUACAUUUUUUAAGUAUGUUAACUUACUGCUGAUUUUAUGACUGAAAUAUAUUUCUCUUUGUGGAGCUAA